AAAAAAAAGAAGAAAAUUAAAAAAAAAAUUGUAACAUAUUUUUAAGUGUAUCCGAAAUUAAUAAAUUUAAAGCAGAGUUUUUAGAUGCAGUUUUACUGAAUUGAUAUUUAAAGAUUUGAAAAUUUAAUUAAUAAAAUAAAAGAUGAAAAUUGUGUGGUUAUUUUCAUGACAAUUUUUUAUUUUCGAAUACUUUUUCGCUUUUGUAACAUUACACAUUAAAGUGUAAAAUUUUCAAUAUUACCUACUAUGAAGUCACCAACACCAUCAAGGCGCGCAUUAAAAAUAAAACAAUUGCUGGCUAACGCGUCCUCAAGGACAUUACCAGCAAUAUUAACAUUAUCGCCAUCGUUGCCGACGUUGUUAUCAACCUUGUCAUCGCCAAUGUCAUCAGCAAAGUUGUUAUCAUUAUUGCCGAACAUACCUUUUAACAAAUAUAAGAAACCAUUAGCAACAACGGAAACAAAUACAAUAAAAUUAACAAAAUGUUACUGUAAACAUAAAAGCAUACCUUCGUUUAGCAAUACUUUUGCCAAUGGAAAUGACCAGAAUAUGGUGUGUUGUAGUGCUUGUACUUCUUUAACAUGUAACGACGAUAUUAACCACAGAAGGAACAAAAAUUGUGUAAACUUGAAAAAGAAAACAAAAUUGAUGAAAACAACGACUGCAACAACAAUAGCAAACAGAAAGCAGCAACCUCAACAACAUAUAUUGAUGGCAGCUAACUGCAAUAAUAACAAUAACAAUGAUAGCAACAAUAACACCAAAAGGACUAAAAAAGAAAACAACAACAUUAACAACAACUGGCAUAACAAAAGCAACCAGGAUAUCAUCAGCAACAAUGGUCGUCAUGGCUCUCGUCGUCACAGUCAGCAACGACAACAUCAUCAUCAAAGUGUUGGCAGCAGCAGCAAUGGGUGCUGCAAUUGCUAUAGCAGCCAUACCGGUACAGCUAGCUCUUGGAUAUUUUGCCUAUGGUUAUGGAUAACAAUUUCAUCGCUUGUAUUUGUACAAUGUAUACCAUCACCAUCGUCAUCUGUACAGUUACAGAAACGAGGUGGUGGUGGCGCAUCGGAUGUAACCAAAGAUCAGUGCAAUAAAACGGUCGAUAUUUUUGAAGACGUUAGUUCACCGGAACUAACGAAUCAGAAUGUGGGGCGUCCCUUAAUUUGCUGGUAUCGCUUUCGUACACUGAAAGGAGCGCCACGCGACUUCGUCUUGCGUUUACGCUUCAAAAAGUUUAAAGUCGGAAAUUUACUAAACGCCACGCAUUGCGACGGUGGCUACUUGCAGAUUGUGGAUGGGAAUGCGAAAACAGAUGUCUCGAAUCGCCGUGAACCAGGCAUGUUUUGUGGUGAAGCUGAACAACCGCAGACAUUUAUUAGUGAAACGAGUUAUGUAAAAGUUUUAUUUCAUACCGACAACUUCACAGACCAGACUUAUUUCACUUUUGAUUCGCGUGCUGAACAGCAAACUGAAGUUUAUUUACGUUACGGUCAACAUCCGGAAUUAUAUCCCAAUCGACGAGGGGAAGUAGUGCAAGGUUCUUAUUGCGAGCGCGAAUAUCGUGACUGCCGGUUACAAACCUGUUAUGUACAAUCUCCCGCUUAUCCCGGCUUAUAUCCACGAGCCUUAAAUUGUCGUUAUAAAUUACAUACCAGACAACCAUAUAUCAAACUUUAUCUACAAAACGAACAGUUUGCGGUCGAUGGCCAAAGAUGCGAAAAUGUCAUGACUUGUCCUAUACGUCCUAUAGGUUCCGGUAAUGAGCAUUGUCCGUACGACUGGCUGGCUGUGUACGAUGGUCGCGAUGAGCACUCACCGUUAAUAGGGAAAUUUUGCGGUCUCGGCAAAUUUCCCUUUAGUAUAAUCGGCACUUCGCAGUAUAUGUAUGUGGAGUUUGUUACCUCACCAGCCGGGCCUCUGCUGAAUACCGGUUUUCAUUUUAAUGUUGGCAAUUGGCCAGGACAUGUUGAAACGGCAGGCAUUAAACAUGGCAUUUGUGAUUGGUUACUUAGUUCCGAUUCGCUAAAGGACAGCAGCGCCAGUGAGGGUAUAUUCCUAAGCAUAGCUCAUUGGUAUCCGCCGAACACUUCAUGCAGUUAUCAUAUUAAAGGCCGCACCGGGGAAAUUGUGCGCUUAUAUUUUCCAAGUUUUCGUAUUAACCGCAUUGAAUCGCCCAUAUUGAAGUACGAUGGCGAUUGUGGCGAAUCUUUAACAAUUUACGAUUCGGAUCGCACUGAUCCCGCUCGCAUUAUCAAGACAUUUUGCGAUACCUUUUCCAGACCUAUGGAAAAAGUGGAUUUUGUUAGCACGAGUCCCUCAUUGUACGUACAAUUUGAAUCAAAAACUGGUUCUUAUAGCGGUAGCUCACUUUACUAUUGGGCUCACUAUGAUUUCUUUAAUAACACCCGCUUUGGCGAUCCAGUGGCGAAUACGUUAUGCGAUGAAGUCAUGUAUGCCUGGAAACAUCCCGGUGGUAAAAUACGCUCACCUAUGAAUUCUUUAAUAUUCAAACGCACUGGCGGUUCAGAUGUACGCUGCCAAUAUAAAUUUAUAACCGAUCGUCGUUUGUAUGCUCGCGCAUUGAUCGAAGUGAGUGCAGUAAUGUUCAAGGAAUUGCCAUACAACAAUAAUGCUUGUACGCGAUGCCAUGAAGAACGUGUAGACAAGUUGGUGAUAUGGGAGGAAAGGGAAAAAUUCCAAAAUAAUUUAGCCUGCUUUUGUGAUAACAUACCGCGACCGGUUCGAGUAAUAUCCUCAGCCGAUCAAAUGAAUCUUGAGAUGAUAGUGCAAGGUCAGCAUGCCAUUACAUCUUAUUUUAAAAAUCCAAAUCCUUUGUUUGAAGCUUAUUAUGAAUUUGCUCAUGGCCCGUUGUGUGGACCCAUAACGCUGGGGCCAUCACCCGACGGUGAAUUGGUUUAUCCGUUUAAAAAAGCUUUAGCCUUGGUUACUGGACCUAUGGCUGCGAUACCAGAACAUCAUUAUCGUCGGGAAAAGUGCAUAUGGGAAUUAAAGGUAGCAGCUCAACGCGAUUUAUGGCUACACUUAGAGAAGGCCAGAUUCGGUGAUCGAACCUGCGAUAGUGCGAAAAUUGAAGUUUACCUGGCUGGUCGCUUGGAACCGCGCUUUAUAGUUUGUCCGGAGAAUAUUUCACUCGCUCGUGAUUUGCCCAUACUUUCAGCUGCCGACUUAGGCGCCUUGGCCAGCGAUCAGGAACCUCUGCCCGUGCUUAUCCAGUAUACAGGCGACGGUCAGCCGGGUAAAAAUGCUUUCCGCUUAGUAUGGACCGAGUUGUUCCAUUUACCUCGUAAUCCCGAUGGUAGUUUAGCUGCGUCCUUAUUGCAAGAUGGCGGUGGUUGUGAUUUCAAAUGUCCCGGCAAUACAGAAGUGUGUAUACCCCGCCAUCUCUUAUGCAAUGGCAUUGAGAAUUGUCCCAAUGUAACGCAUAUAUCAACGAUGGCCGAACUAACGCGGCAUAUAGUAUGGAAUUUGGAACAACUUGGUCUAUGGCAUGAGCAUAAAGACAAUCCAAAUCAAUUAAAGGAAUUGAUAUUACACGAUGAAUCACCGGAGAUAUGCUUGAAAGAAGAGCUCAACACACUGCCAUACGGUAAAAUCUUUCUCUUUACUUUGGGUGUAAGUGUUAUGAUGUUUUUAUUGAUCGCGAUAUUAUGUCGUAUGUGCCGACGAAAUGAGACGAUUUUAAAGCACACAGAAUAUUAGUAAAGAACUAAUUGAAGCAAUGACAAAAUAGAAGUAAAAAUAAAUCUCCUUUGAAUUAAGCUCUAUUUCUAUUUUCUUUUUUUUUUUUUUUUUU
Messenger RNA from Glossina fuscipes, 3817 nucleotides. RefSeq lists its product as uncharacterized. The coding region runs from base 247 to 3723 and encodes 1158 amino acids. The transcript is spliced from 8 exons. The record is from RefSeq and is a predicted model, not a curated record. Gene Ontology annotation, cellular component: plasma membrane. Lineage: Eukaryota; Metazoa; Arthropoda; Insecta; Diptera; Glossinidae.